CAGGGCAAUCCCUUUUAUCUGAUUCUUACUAUAAUAACACUGAGACCAUUAUGAUAUAACUCAAUGAAAGAAGGCAGUGGGAGUUAAUCAGCACCAAUACAUUAAUUACUGGACUUGUAGCAAGGUGUAACUCAGACAGACAUUAGCUGGAUAUAUAGCAAUCCAGACUUGAAGAACAUUAUAGAUAAACUUGCCAAUUUUGUGGCCAGAAAUGGACCGGAAUUUGAGCAAAUGACAAAACAGAAACAAAAGAACAACCCACGGUUUUCUUUCUUAUUUGGAGGGGAACAUUUCCAUUACUACCAAUAUAAAGUAAACUCUGAGUCAGUCAAGUCCUUGGCAGAAUCUGGAGGAUUCAGUGGUCCACCAGUGAGUGAUGGUCCACCUCAAACACAGCCAUUUCCUGUAGCACUUCCCGGUGUCCCUCCAGAAGUGCCGCCUCCAUUCCUCGGAAACCCUGAUAUUCUCAAUCAGCAAAAACCGAAAGUAGUUCCACAGCAGGUUAUUCUUCAACAGGUAGUUACACAGCAGGCCAUUCAGACAGCGCCAUGGCAACCCUCACAACAGCUUGGCCAGCAAAUCACAGCCUUGCAGCAGCAAGUUGCCCAACAUCAACAGAUGAUGGAGCAGCAAAUCAAACAGAGUGAACAAAAUCUGAAUGCCCAGUUCCAGAGUCUAACACAACAGCAACAGAGUCAGAUAGAGGAUGCCAUUCUAAAGGCAAGAGAGGAACAUGUACAGAAAAUGUGUGAAGAAUGUGAAUUAAAGAUUGAAGAGUUUGACUCCAUGGUACAACCAAUCAUAGAAUCGUGCACGAAGGAUGCCAUCAUGAAUGGCAAAAGUUGGAUUUUCCAAAAAUGUACAUCAGAUAAGCAUUGUAAGCUUUUGGCUCUGUAUUUGUUACAAAGAAUAUGUGCCAAGGAUGCAAGAUUUGAGACCAAACUUCACCUCAUUUACCUAAUAAACGACCUUCUUCACCAUUGUCAGAGGAAGAAUGCUGAUGAUCUGAAGGAACACCUGUCUGAUAUAGUGGUUCCAGUGUUUUGUACAGUCAGCUUGGGACUUGCAGAGGACAAGAAAAAUAAACUUACAAAGUUACUAAACUUAUGGCAACAAAACAAGUACUUUGAUACAGAAACCCUGGAGAAACUGAAGGAGCCCUCUGCCUCAUUGUCUGCAUACCAGGCCUCCCUAAUAACUGAACAUGGAGAAAUUGUACGUAUGGUUAGUAACAAUGUUCAGCAGCAGUAUAGUUCCCUUCAGAAACAACAUCUCGACUUCACCUCUCAUCUCAAUAGCCAGGCACAACAGAUGCAACAACAGUUACAACAGCUGUUACAGCAACAGGCUCAACAACAGCAGCAGCAGCAACAACAACAACAGGCACAGCAACAAGCACAGCAACAGGCACAGCAACAGGCUGUUGCUGUGGUUGUCGCAGCUGGGACACAACCACAGCCCCUCACCUCACUUUCUGGGGUGGCAAUGCCAGGUGUUCCCCAGACUGUCAGUGUAGCUCCAGUUAUAUCUGCGGUUCAGGUGUCAUCCCAGCCCACUGUCUUAUCUACAUCAAUUCCCUCGGGUCUCACCCCAGCCAGUGUGGUCACCUCAACACUUCCCCCUACGUCGUCUGGUCUGAUGACCACCCCGCCCCCACAGAUCACCACAGUACAGUCAAUCCAGACUGGCCAGCCUCAGCAACAGACCUCUAGAUUUAACCAGCCACCUCCAGGAUUUGGAGCCCCACCCCCUGGAUUUGUGGGCACACCUCCUCAACAGUUUGACUUUGCUGGUGCACCCCAAGGAAUAGCAGGAGUUCCUCAGGGGUUGCCUGGAGCUCCUCCAGGGCUACCUAGUGCACCCCCAGGUCUACCUAGUGCACCCCCAGGGAUUCCUCAGGGUACAGCAUCCAGUGCUCCUCCUGGAGCUCCUGCUGCCAUUGGAACACCUGGGUUCCCAGCAAACUUUCAAGGACCACCACCCCCAGGCCCAGCCCCAGGACAGUUUGCUCUCCCUGACCUUAGCAAACCUCCUCCGGGAUUUGCCAUGACUGGUCCACCCCCUCUGCUGGGGCCACCUCCAGAAAUUGACCUCACACCAUCAGUACCAUAUUACGAGCUGCCAGCAGGUCUAAUGGCUCCACUUAUAAAGUUGGAGGACCAUGAGUAUAAAUCUUUGGACCCUAAAGAUAUCCGGCUGCCUCCUCCCAUGCCUCCAAGUGAGAGAUUGUUGGCUGCAGUGGAAGCUUUUUAUAGUCCUCCCAAUCAUGACCGUCCUAGAGACAGUGAGGGCUGGGAGAAGCUUGGAUUGUAUGAGUUUUUCAAAGCCAAACAACGAGCACGUCGACUCAAGGAGCAAGACAGAGAGAGGAGGGGGAUUUCUCCAGAAGGAAGUUCCAGCUCUAGCUCGAGAUCUCUGUCACCUCAACCAUCACCACAACGACAACAGAACCUGUCAGAUUGGUCAAAACGGAGAUCAAGGUCACCGUCUCCUGUCAAGUCCAGAUGGAGGUCCAGAUCACCUUCCCCUAUACAACAACAGAGAGGAUCAUCGAAGCGGUCGGAGUCCCCUCUACCCUACCUUCCCACGAGUCGCUCCCCUUCCCCAGUCAAGGUCACACAGAGGCUUUCUCGCAGUCCCACACCACCCCUCGGCACAUUCACUGACAACAAUGCAGCAGAUAGCUUUAUGAGAGUUGGUGGUCCGGCUCCUCAACCCACAGACACCAAGCUUGGCACAGACAAUAAAGGACAUCAGAUGCUCAUGAAAAUGGGUUGGGGAGGUCGAGGACUUGGUGCAUCAGAACAGGGAAUUGUGAACCCCAUAGAGAGUGGUGAUGUACGGGACCGCCAGGAUAUGUACAAAGGAAUUGGUAUAGAUCUCAAAGAUCCUUUUGAACAGUUCCGCAAAAGCAAGAGCCAUGGAUUUAUACAGAGAAUGAAAGCUAGAGAUGAAUCUAGAGAUACCUCAUCGUCUAAAUCCUCUAAAGAUGACUGAUGUUUUACACUUUAAUGAUGGAAGGCAGCUUAGGAAACUGUGAACCGUUGUGGACAGUAAUUCCUAAUUGGACAUCAUUUCUCAAAUUCAUUGUACACAUGAACAUUCAUUAAACUUAUUGUCUUA
Molecule: messenger RNA, 3123 nt
Organism: Ylistrum balloti
Lineage: Eukaryota; Metazoa; Mollusca; Bivalvia; Pectinida; Pectinidae
Product: calcium homeostasis endoplasmic reticulum protein-like
Exons: 19
Coding region: 232-2997 (921 amino acids)
Biological process (GO): intracellular calcium ion homeostasis; RNA processing
Cellular component (GO): perinuclear region of cytoplasm
Molecular function (GO): RNA binding
Source: RefSeq, a predicted model, not a curated record